This is a messenger RNA of Echinops telfairi (small Madagascar hedgehog), 3191 nucleotides long. It is a transcript of the gene GCLC, whose product is annotated as glutamate-cysteine ligase catalytic subunit. The record is from RefSeq and is a predicted model, not a curated record. Gene Ontology annotation, biological process: glutathione biosynthetic process. Gene Ontology annotation, cellular component: glutamate-cysteine ligase complex. Lineage: Eukaryota; Metazoa; Chordata; Mammalia; Afrosoricida; Tenrecidae. The transcript is spliced from 16 exons. The coding region runs from base 121 to 2040 and encodes 639 amino acids. Gene Ontology annotation, molecular function: glutamate-cysteine ligase activity.
GGGCGGAGCGAAGCCUCUCGCACAGUCGCCGGCGCGUGGCUGAGUGUCCGGCGAGCGCCCGGCGCCCGCGUCCAGAACGAGCGGCCGCGGUCGGAGGAGGAAGAGGAGGAGGGGGCGGCCAUGGGGCUGCUGGCCCAAGGCUCGCCACUGAGCUGGGAGGAGACCAAGCGCCACGCGGACCACGUGCGGCGGCACGGGAUCCUGCAGUUCCUGCACAUCUACCACGCCGUCAAGGACCGGCACAAGGACGUGCUCAAGUGGGGCGACGAGGUGGAAUAUAUGUUGGUCUCUUUUGAUCAUGAGAAUAAAAAAGUCCAGUUGGUCCUGUCUGGAGAGGAAGUUCUUGAAACCCUACAAGAAAAAGGGGAAAGGUCAAACCCAAACCACCCGACCCUUUGGAGACCAGAGUAUGGGAGUUACAUGAUCGAGGGGACCCCUGGACAGCCGUACGGUGGGACCAUGUCAGAGUUCAACACGGUGGAGGACAACAUGAGGAAACGCCGGAAGGAGGCAACUUCUCUGUUAGAAGAAAAUCAGGCUCUCUGCACUAUAACUUCAUUUCCCAGAUUAGGCUGCCCUGGGUUCACGCUGCCCGAGUACAAACCCAACCCGGUGGAAGGCGGAGCUUCCAAGUCCCUCUUCUUUCCAGAUGAAGCGAUCAACAAACACCCCCGCUUCAGUACCCUCACAAGAAAUAUCCGCCAUAGGAGAGGAGAGAAGGUCGUCAUCAAUGUGCCAAUCUUUAAGGACAAGAACACGCCGUCUCCAUUCAUAGAAGCCUUUCCUGAGGAUGAGGAGGCAGCGAGGGCGUCGAAGCCGGAUCACAUUUACCUGGAUGCCAUGGGAUUUGGAAUGGGCAAUUGCUGCCUUCAGGUGACCUUCCAAGCCUGCAGCAUCUCUGAAGCCAGAUACCUUUAUGAUCAGUUGGCCACAAUCUGUCCAAUCGUCAUGGCUCUGAGUGCAGCAUCUCCUUUCUACCGAGGCCACGUGUCUGACAUUGAUUGCCGCUGGGGCGUGAUCUCUGCGUCUGUGGAUGAUCGGACUCGGGAGGAGCGAGGACUGGAGCCGCUGAAGAACAACAGCUAUAGGAUCAGUAAAUCCCGCUACGAUUCAAUUGACAGUUACCUGUCCAAGUGUGGGGAGAAAUACAAUGAUAUCGACUUGACGAUCGAUAAAGAGAUCUACGAGCAGCUACGGCGGGAAGGCAUUGACCAUCUCCUGGCCCAGCAUGUUGCUCACCUCUUUAUUAGAGACCCACUGACUCUGUUUGAGGAGAAGAUACACCUGGAUGAUGCCAACGAGUCUGACCAUUUUGAGAAUAUUCAGUCCACAAAUUGGCAGACGAUGAGGUUUAAGCCCCCUCCUCCAAACUCGGAUAUUGGGUGGAGAGUAGAAUUCCGGCCCAUGGAGGUCCAGCUGACAGACUUUGAGAACUCGGCGUAUGUGGUGUUUGUGGUACUGCUCACCAGAGUGAUCCUUUCUUACAAGCUGGACUUUCUCAUCCCGCUGUCAAAGGUGGACGAAAACAUGAAAGUUGCGCAGAAACGAGAUGCUGUCUUACGGGGAUUGUUCUACUUCAGGAAAGACAUUUGCAAAGCAGGUGGCAACGCGGUGGUGGACAGCUGUGGCAAGGCCCAGAGCAGCCCUGAGCUGGCCCAGGAGGAGUACACCCUAAUGAGCAUCGACACCAUCAUCAACGGGAAGGAAGGGGUGUUUCCUGGGCUAAUCCCAAUUCUGAACUCCUACCUUGAAAACAUGGAAGUGGAUGUGGACACCAGAUGCAGUAUUCUGAACUACCUGAAGCUCAUUAAGAAGAGGGCGUCUGGAGAGCUAAUGACAGUUGCCAGGUGGAUGAGGGAGUUUGUCGCAAAUCAUCCGGACUACAAGCAAGACAGUCUCAUCACUGAUGAAAUGAAUUACAGCCUUAUGAUGAAGUGCAACCAGAUUGCAACUGAAUUAUGUGAAUGCCCAGAGUUACUUGGAUCAUCGUUUAGGAAAGUAAAAUAUAGCGGGAAUAAAACAGACUCUUCUUCCAACUAGACGUUCUGCGGGAGGGAGACGCGCUGCGGUGUUGCUGAAGCGCAGCCCGGAGUGUCGUGACUCUCUGCCGUCGGGGAGGGGAUGAAGACCAAGUCGCUGGAGGCUCGGAGGCUCCCUUCAGUAGACCAAUCUAGAGUUUAUACAGUGUACAUGUACAUAGUAAAGUAUUUUUAUGAUUAAGGAAGUAUUUUAAUAACAUUGUAUCUAAAGGCAUUGUGAACUAGCUUGUACAUUUUCUAAAUCUCGCCUCUGGAGGAACUACUUACUGUCUAAGCAGUUUUAUAAAUGCGUAGUGAUCGUUGUACUAUACUUUGCAUUCCAGAGCUGAAAGGUUUACUGUAAAUGUUCUGCUGAAGACCUCCCAGGGACCUGAUCCGUGGAGGCUUACCCCUCACUGUUGAAAACACAGUUUCUCGUCCAUUCUCUUUGAGUCAUCUCCAUUGUCUGCAUAAAAAACACUCAAGCCCAUUAAAGUGUUUCAAGGAAAGUGCUGGCUUUCUAACACCUUAUCUGUGAUGUUGCUUCUACAGCGGGUCACCUUGUCCCCAAGCUUUCACCGCUAAAGAAAAGCCUGUCAAGAGAACGUGUCUGUUGAAAUGUGCUGGUCCAACACAUUCUGUAGGAAGAAAGGAGAUGGUCCAUCACCUGAGUCUGAUGAUUGACAGUGAUGUUUUUGUUUUUAACCAAAAGAGGGGAGAGAAUUCCUGCCGUGCUGUGCUAUAGGCUCCAUGUGUUCUGACUGCUGUUGUCUGGGGGGGCUUCAAAAAACUGGUGGGGAAAAUCCCAUGGUCUUUCUCUUCCAUUUUCCUACCAUCUGUUUUGAAGCCCCUCCUAGGUGACUCGGAACUGACUCGAGGGCAGUGAGUUUGGAUUAUGCACUGACAUUUGCCAAAUGCACGCCGUUACUGCUGUUAAUUCACCUCUGUUUCCAGGAAGUUCAUUGGCACCGUUCUUUCUAAAAGCCAUUCGCCCCAAAUCUUAGCUGGGGGAGUAGUCUACAAACCUCAGAAAUCAAUCAUGAAAUGUGCUGAGUUUUGUGAAUCAGGACCCUGAGGGUUCAGUUGUAAGUAAUUUUAAGUUUUAAAUAAUUGUCACAACUCUGUGUUGAAGUCCCCCCACCCCCCCAUUAAAAUUCUCAAGUGCUUCAGAAA